This is a messenger RNA of Symbiodinium natans, 1824 nucleotides long. The record is from the annotation of a GenBank genome assembly. Lineage: Eukaryota; Dinophyceae; Suessiales; Symbiodiniaceae.
AUGAAAGGCGAUCAGCUUCCACGCGUCCCGCACGCGCUUGGUGAAAGUGCAGCGAUGACCGAAGCCUCAGCAGUGUCAAUGAUGGUCCAUGAUGUGCUUACGCAGCACAACCAAGCGAUGAGUGACCGCUUGGAGACUUGGCUGCUCAACUUGGACCUACGACUACAGCAGAUCGCUGAUCAGGCGCAAAGCCACAACACGUUUGCAUCACGAGCAUCUCUGAUCGCCUUGUCAGGAGAUUGGAUGGGCAGAAAGGGUAGCGAUGCGGGACACUUCAUGCCACACUUGGCCAGCGUCGAGGAGGCAUCUGAUGAGGAGGGACGUUCCGUGCGCGUCGACUCCAGUGAGAACGUGGGCAGUGGUGAGCAUACAGGCGGACGGGACCACCGUGAACAGACUGAGCAGGAGGCAGCUCGAAAAAAGGCCUCCAUGGUGGUAGAGGCCUUCCACCUGGAGAAGAAAGAGCAAGAGCCUUCUGAGGAGCCCGAGGAGAUCAAAGGCUGUUGGAAGUAUUGCUGCUGGCUGGCGGCAAAAGUCCUCGCUUCCCAGGUGGCACAUCUUUUCUUCGCGCUGGUCGUGGUCUCAAACUCUGUAUUCUUGGGGGUGCAGCUUCAGUACCAGGCGGUGAACAGGGACUACGGAUCGAGCGAAGGGUUUCUGAUAUUGCAUCUGGUGUAUGCCAUCCUCUUCACGAUUGAGGUUUGCUUGCACCUGUUGGCGGAGGGCCUGCGGACAUAUAUCUGUGCCGAGGACUGGGCAUGGAACUGGCUCGACGUCUUUGUCGUGACUUCCUCCUGGGUGGAGCUGUUGAUAGACUUGACAAACUCCGAAGACAACACGAGCAGGGCGAACAGCAAUUUGCGGCUCAUGCGCUUACUCCGAGUGGGACGUUUAUUCCGCGUCGUGCGAAUCAUCCGGGUGGUCAAGUUUUUCCGCUCCCUGCGCACUUUGGUCCACUCGCUGGUGGGUACCCUGAGAUCCUUGGUAUGGGCCAUGAUCCUCCUCGGGUUGAUCAUAUACAUCUUUGGCAUUCUGCUGACCGACGCAGUGCUUGACGCUGUGAUCGAAGCACAAGAGUUGGAGACCCCUCUCCCGGAGAAUGCAAACGGGGAGAACGUGUCCCACUACUUUGGGACGUUGUAUUCCUCUACACUCACAUUGUUCAGAACGAUCUCGGAGGGUGUAACGUGGAAGAUUCCCGACGAUCUGCUGGUUGGCAUGAACUCCCUAGGUUGGUUCUGGGCCAACAUCUAUCGCUUCUACAUAGCUUUCUGCAGUUUUGCGGUAUUAAAUGUAAUGACUGGCGUGUUCUGCAACAGUGCUAUCAAAGCGGCAGAGAGCGAUCACGAAAUGGUCGUCCAGUCAUUGGUUCAGACGCGACAGGAGCUCAAGGAUCAAGUUGCGCAAUUGUUCUACCAGAUCGAUGAACGUGGUCAGGGUCAGAUCACUUUCACGGAAUUCGAGAAACUCUUUGAAGAAGAUGCAGUCAAGGCUUUUUUCGAAUCGCUCCAAAUCGGUGCCGUCGAUGCCUGGACCUUGUUCCAGAGCUUAGAUAUGGACGGGGACCAUACGAUCAGCGUGGAUGAGUUCACUGAGAGAUGUCUGCAGCUACAUGGCCCUGCUCGUUCAGCAGACCUUUACGCUCUGCGGCAAAGCAGUGCGAAGAUUGGCAAGCAGCUCCACGUAAUCGAAAAGGCACAGCAGCGACUAGACGCCCAACUUCUACGUGCAGGCAGCGCCUUGUCGACAACCCUCGGGGAACCGAGUAUUGAGACAGGGACAGCGAGCGAAACAAGCCAAGAACGCAGGCAUUUCCGUGUUUGA